Zingiber officinale is the source of this 1278-nucleotide messenger RNA. Its product is annotated as transcription termination factor MTERF15, mitochondrial-like. Gene Ontology annotation, biological process: chloroplast organization; regulation of DNA-templated transcription. The record is from RefSeq and is a predicted model, not a curated record. Gene Ontology annotation, cellular component: chloroplast. Bases 74 to 1093 code for a protein of 339 amino acids. The transcript has 2 exons. Lineage: Eukaryota; Viridiplantae; Streptophyta; Magnoliopsida; Zingiberales; Zingiberaceae. Gene Ontology annotation, molecular function: double-stranded DNA binding.
UGGGGGUUUUAGGUUUUGGUCUUUGGGGUUCCAUUUGUGACGAAGUUAGCUGGUCGGACGACGAGCCGACGCGAUGCUUCGUUACCUAGUUCGCCGCCAUGCGCUCCCUCCGUCGAUGCAACUCCGUCUCGUAUUCUUCUCCGCUGGCACUUCCGUCUCCUCAUCAGGCGUUGCCGCUUCUCCCGAUCCCCUCUUCAUGGUUGAGUACCUCGUGAAUACGUGCGGGUUCUCCGCCGACAAUGCUUCUAAGGUCUCAAAGUCGCUCCCCCGUAUCAAGUCCACUGAGAAUCCCGACGUUGUUCUUGGUUUCUUAAGAUCUCAGGGCUUUGAUGGCGCUAAUCUCAGAAAGGUAAUAUCUCUGAGGCCAAGAUUGCUCGGCUGCCAUGUGGAGAAGAACCUCGCUCCAAAAUUUCAAUUUUUCCGCGACAUGGGGUUAUCUGAGUCCGACGUCAUUGAUGUCGUUCUGCUGCACCCGGCAAUUAUCGACCUUAACUUCCAGAACACGCUUCUUCCUCGACUGAAGGUUUGGGAAAGUCUAUUUGGAUCAAAGGAGAUCCUCCUCAAUAAUCUCCGGAGGCAUGGAUGGUUUAUGACCACCAACAUUGAGAAUGUGAAUCCUGAAUCCCUCCGUGCUUUGGUAGAUAGAGCUGAGGGGAUCGGAAUUCCCCAGGGAUCUGGGAUGUUCCUCUGGAUCCUUGAUGUGCUGCAUGGGGUCAGUAGGGAAAAAUUCGAGGCCCAAGUCAAACUCAUGAACAGCUUUGAUUUCUCGAACUCGGAUUUUGUUGCUGCAAUCAAGAAAUAUCCAUGGUUUUUAUGGCUUUCCACAGAGACAUUGCAGAGAAAGAUGGAAUUUUUAGUCAAGGAUGUUGGAAUUACACCUUCAAACAUUGCUAAGCAGCCAGUGUUUCUAGCAUUGAGUUUGGAAAAGAGGUUAAUUCCUCGAUUUCAUGUGCUGGAGAUAUUGAAAUCUGAAGGGUUAUGGACUUCACAAGACACGCUACGUACAAUUUUCUUAUCACCGGGACCUAAGUUUAUGCAGAAGUAUGUGCUCCCUUACAAAGAUAAAUUGCCCAAACUAUUUGAAGUCUUGUGAAUUGUACUUGAGUUCAAAGGAAAUGAUCCGGACUGAGAAUGAAUGCCAGGAUUUAUUUGGGUAUUAUUUUCUACCAAUCUUGUCUUAGUUUUCAUAUAGUUUACUUGCCAUUUUAUAUUCUAUAUUAUGAAUGUAACUGUUAUUGUAGACAUGAGGAUGCUAGUUGUCUGAGUUUCAUUUUGCAA